Molecule: messenger RNA, 351 nt
Organism: Aspergillus pseudoviridinutans
Lineage: Eukaryota; Fungi; Ascomycota; Eurotiomycetes; Eurotiales; Aspergillaceae
Exons: 1
Coding region: 1-351 (116 amino acids)
Source: RefSeq, a predicted model, not a curated record
AUGUGCCAGUCAAAACACAGCGACCUGUGCCACUAUUCCCAAGUAGUCAUCUUCGCUGACAUUGUCAAGUGCUCUGGCCAGGGUGGCUGGACGGCAAGUGGCGAGCUGGAUGCCAACGGUGUCCGAGGUCAAGUCGAUCUCGCGUUUCAGAAUGUCGACCGGGUCCUCCAGGAAUGCGGGUUGCGAGGCUGGGAGGAUGUCUACUCUGUUCGCUCUUAUCAUGUCGAUAUGGGGUCAUCGUACGACUCUGUGGCCGAGAGGCUUAAAGCGCGUGUGCCUGCCACCGGCCUAUUGGCCUAUUUGGACUGCUAUUGCCGUUCCUCGGCUGGCCUUUCCGCAAAUGUUGAUUGA